AUGGCAAACGACGCAAACCGGACGGCAGCGACGCAGGCGGCAGAUGACGACGAGAUCGACGACUGGGACAAGCGGAUCUUCUCGACGGGCUGUGCGCAAGAGAAUGCAAAAAUGACGGAUUGCUACUAUGAGAAGAAGGAUUGGCGCGCCUGCAAGAGGGAGAUGGACGCAUUCCGCGAGUGCUGGAAGCGUCAGGGAAACAAUCAGCGGACCUCUACGAAGGACGCCUGA
Molecule: messenger RNA, 231 nt
Organism: Diplodia corticola
Lineage: Eukaryota; Fungi; Ascomycota; Dothideomycetes; Botryosphaeriales; Botryosphaeriaceae
Product: chch domain-containing protein
Exons: 3
Coding region: 1-231 (76 amino acids)
Biological process (GO): mitochondrial respiratory chain complex IV assembly
Cellular component (GO): mitochondrial intermembrane space
Source: RefSeq, a predicted model, not a curated record